AUGAUUUUGGCUUUUUCUGAGCAAGAGUCAGUGUCCACAGGAUGUACUACCUCUACCUUCCAGGCUGUGGUUCCACCGACUCUGCUUGGUCAAGAUCACUUCUUACAUUCUGAUGAAGUAUCUCUGGGAACUGGCUGUCCUGUAACUAACAUAACUGAGAAGGGGUAUGAGUUUAAUUAUCUUGUCACCGAGUGUGGGAUUCAGAAAGAGGUUUUUGCCAAUGGAGUGAUUUUUUAUUCAAUUCUCUAUUAUAACACAGUGCACAAAGGAAUCACUGGAAAAGUUCUUUUAAGGUGUAUUGUUUUCAGCUCAUCAUUUUCGGACAGCAUUCCAAGCACUACCAACAACAAUCUAACAAAGUUCAAAAAUGGCAUUCCUUCUGCCAAGUCUCAUUCUUCUUGGAGCUUAACCAACCCUUGCCUGCUUGGCUUGCCUUGGAUUCCAUACUUCUAAAACCCCUCGGUAAAGCCACCCUAUCAGUCACUUCUACUUAAAAUGCCUCAUCCUUGUGGUUCAUAA
This is a messenger RNA of Phacochoerus africanus (Common warthog), 519 nucleotides long. RefSeq names its product oocyte-secreted protein 3-like. The record is from RefSeq and is a predicted model, not a curated record. NCBI's taxonomy places the organism in Eukaryota, Metazoa, Chordata, Mammalia, Artiodactyla, Suidae. The transcript has a single exon.